AUGGAUAGGAGUUGGAUGAACAAGCCUAGGAAUAGUUAUGAGUACAAAAAAGGAGUUACUGAAUUUCUUCAUUUUGCAUUCCAUAAUGCAUCUCAAUGUGGGAAGAUAUUGUGUCCAUGCAUUCACUGUGUUAAUCGUUCUUGGCAAAGUUAUGAUGAUGCUAGAGUACACCUUAUAUGUGAUGGGUUUUUAAGGGGAUAUACUAAAUGGAUAUGUCAUGGGGAGAAUCCAACCACCAAUAUGGAUCAAUCAUCUUCCUCACAACACACCACUAAUGUUCAUACUACAGAACAUGUAGAAGAAUGUAAUACUACAACCUUAAAUACAAGAAGGUCAGAUGACAUUGUAGGAUUACUACGUGAUGCAUUAGGUGUUUCUAGUCAAGGAAAUUAUAGAGUUAGACAAGAUGUCGAGGAAUUAAAUUAUGAGAAAGAUAGAGUCGAGAAUGAAUCACAACUUGAUGAGAUUAAUAUAGAACAAUCAGAAGAUACUUCUAGUAGAAGGACAAGUGAAUUUGAAAAUUUAUUGAAAGAUGUGAAUGUAGAGUUAUACCCCGGUUGCAAAACCUUUUCUAGGUUAUCUUUCAUUUUGCAAUUGUACCAUUUAAAAUGCUUAAAUGGAUGGACAGGGAAAUCAUUUACAAUGCUUCUGGAGUUGUUAGUUGAUGCUUUUCCUGAAGGUACAUCACUACCUAAAUCUCAUUAUGAAGCUAAAAAAGUCAUCAAAGCAUUAGGUCUCAAUUAUGAGAAGAUUCACUCUUGCGUAAAUGAUUGUAUGUUGUUUUGGGGAGAAAGGGAGAAGCAAGAAUUGUGUCAUGUUUUUGGAUCCUGUCGAUGGGUUGUAAAGAAGAAUGAACAGUUGAAUUCAGAUGGUGACAGAGUAGAAAUGUCUUCUAUUAGGAAGAAGAAACCAGUUAAAGUUUUACGUUACUUCCCCCUUAUACCUAGGCUUCAGAGGUUAUUUGCAUCUGUUAAAACUUCUAAAGACAUGAGAUGGCAUGAAGAGGGUCGCAUAAAAGAUGGAUUACUAAGACAUCCUGCUGAUGGAAAAGCAUGGAAAGAAUUUGAUUCCAAAUUUUCAGAAUUUUCCUCUGAUGCACGGAAUGUGAGGCUUGGUCUCGCUACUGAUGGUUUUAAUCCAUUUAGGACUAUGAGCACUACUUACAGCACAUGGCCUGUUAUAUUAGUUCCAUAUAAUAUGCCUCCUUGGACAUGUAUGAAGCAAUCCUCAUUCAUUUUAUCAAUGAUCAUCCCUGGUGAGAAGAGUCCUGGAAAUGAUAUUGAUGUGUAUUUACAACCUUUAAUUAAGGAGUUAAAUCAAUUAUGGGAAGGGGUUGAGACCUAUGAUGCUUCCAUUGGGCAUACUUUCUUAAUGAAAGCUGCUUUAAUGUGGACAAUCAAUGAUUUUCCAGCAUAUGCAAAUUUGUCUGGUUGGAGCACAAAGGGAGCUUUUGCAUGUCCUUGUUGUGCUGAAUUCACAUGCUCAAGAUGGUUAUAUAAAAGUGGAAAAUAUUGCUAUAUGGGUCAUAAGAGAUGGUUACAUGAGGGGCAUGAAUUUCGAUUUCAAAAAAAUUUCUUUGAUGGUACUGAGGAAUUGCGACCAACACCUUUACAAGCUUGGGGUAGUGGUGUAGUAAAACAACUAGAUACUAUCCAAUUCACAUUGGGGAAAGUAUCUCAAGCUGGGCAGCAAAAGACAAAGAAAAAUAAAAAGUUUGGAAGGAAAAGAAAUAGAGAAGAGGAUGCUAGUGCAUUGGUUGAAGAAACAGUAGAGAAUGUGGUUGAAGAUUCUAAUAAUGCAAAGGAUUGGUGGAAAAAGAAAAGUAUUCUCUAUAGUUUACCAUAUUGGGAACAUAAUUUAUUGCGUCAUAAUCUUGAUGUGAUGCAUAUAGAGAAAAAUGUGUGUGAUAAUGUAAUUGGCACUUUAUUAGAUAUCGAUGGUAAGUCCAAGGAUAAUCUUAAGGCUCACCUUGACUUAGUGGACAUGGGUAUUAGAAGUGAAUUACAUCCACAAAUAAGUGAAAGUGGUAAGAGCAAAUUACCUCCGGCAUCAUUUACAAUGACAAAGAAAGAGAGAGAAAUUCUUUGUGAAGUUGUGAAGAAUGUGAAAAUGCCUGAUGGUUAUGCAUCUAAUAUUUCUAGGUGUGUUAACAUUAAGGAACGCAAGAUUAGUGGAUUGAAAACUCAUGACUCUCAUAUUCUAUUUGAGUAUAUCCUUCCAUUAGCACUACGAGUAUGUGGUCCAUCACAACUAGUGACUUCUAUUGUGAUUGAGCUAGGUGCAUUUUUCAAAGCAAUAUGCUCAAAGGUAUUAGAUGUUAAUGAGCUCAUAAAACUUCAAGAUCAUAUUGUAUUAAUACUUUGUCAUAUGGAGAUGACUUUUCUUCCAUCUUUCUUCACUAUUAUGGUACAUUUAAUGGUCCAUUUAGUGGAGGAAGUGAUGCUUGGUGGUCCAGUACAUUAUAGAUGGAUGUAUCCUGUAGAAAGGUCGUUAGGUCGAUAUAAGUCCUUAGUACGUAAUAGAGCAUAUCCUGAAGGAUCAAUUGCAGAAGGAUACAUAGCUGAUGAAUGUCUCACAUUUUGCUCAAGAUACCUUGAAUGUGUUGAGACACGUUUCAAUCGACCUUUACGAAAUCCUGAACCACCUUCAAGUGCAAGCAUUAAACAUUUGUUUAAUACCGGUGGUCAUCCUAUUGGAAAAAUUGAAGAUGUUAUCUUAGAUGACAAAUCAUUGAUGCAAGCACAUCGGUAUGUGCUGCGCCAUUAUGAUGAGAUUGAGCAUUUUCGCCAAGAAUUUGUUGCUAUUGAGAGAAGGAAAUGUCGUCGCCAUGUCCAUCUUGAUUCUAAUGCAUUCAAUAAGCUUAUUAAUGAAAAAUUUCAUGAUUGGUUCCGUAAUAAGGUUAUGACAAUGGAUGGGACGAGUGUAUCCAAUGACAUUGUGAGUCUUGGAAUAGGUCCUAACAAGGUGGCUAAGAGAUUUUCUGGAUUCAUUAUCAAUGGAAUCCGAUUUCAUACCUCAGCUAGAGAGGAACAAAGAUUGACACAAAAUAGUGGUGUAGUGAACAUUUCAGAAAUGGGAGGAGUUAACUAUUAUGGAAGAAUACAAGAUAUCAUUGAACUAAAUUACUAUGGUGCUUUCAAAGUUGUGAUGUUCAAAUGUGAUUGGUUUGAUGUCCAUCAUAAUAUGGGUGUGAAGCAAGAUGAAUAUGGAUUCACGCUACUGAACUUUUCUCGCUUAAUACACACUGGUGAGAAAGUAGACGACGAUCCAUAUGUAUUCUCUUCUCAAGUGGAACAGGUAUUUUAUGUGCAAGAUCCUAAAAACACAAAUUGGCAUGCAGUUGUAAAGGUUAAAUCUCGAGACUCAUUUGAUGUGGUAAAUGAUGAGGUAUUGACCGAUGAAAAUUUUAUAGUGCCAAUUAGUGGUGAUAUUUCUAAUGUAGAUGACCAUCCUAAUUGGGUGAGAUCAGAUGUUUGUGAAGAUGAUAUUAUUUAUAUUUAA
Hevea brasiliensis (rubber tree) is the source of this 3501-nucleotide messenger RNA. RefSeq lists its product as uncharacterized. The coding region runs from base 1 to 3501 and encodes 1166 amino acids. The transcript has 4 exons. NCBI's taxonomy places the organism in Eukaryota, Viridiplantae, Streptophyta, Magnoliopsida, Malpighiales, Euphorbiaceae. The record is from RefSeq and is a predicted model, not a curated record.